This is a messenger RNA of Trichobilharzia regenti, 890 nucleotides long. NCBI's taxonomy places the organism in Eukaryota, Metazoa, Platyhelminthes, Trematoda, Strigeidida, Schistosomatidae. The record is from the annotation of a GenBank genome assembly.
AUGACGAGAUUCAUACUAUGCAGCCUCUUCGUAUUCCUCCUACUUGCGCAAUUAUCUUUACAAACAUAUAUUUCAGUAAUAGAAGACGAGAUCAAAGAACUCAGUGAAAUCAGUUUUGAAAAUGCAUUAUCUGGGAAAAGAAGCUCUAAAAUCGCCAAGAAAGCCGGAGAGAAGUGGAGGCACCAAAAGGAAAAAAUAAACAAGCAGCUGGCUAGUCGAAACAAGACACUUGACAACUACGUCGUUUGUAAAUCUAAAUAUUUCACAUCGCAUCACAAUGCAGCUGUCUAUCGAGAUCUGCUGACGACAAUCGAAGAGAUAAAAAGACAACAUGCGGGAUUCUUCAAAGAUUACAGUGAUUUGGUUGCAAAGUUUCAAGACAAAUUGAACAGAAAUGAAAGAAAACGUGUGCUUCCAAAGUACCAGAAGUGUGACAAACAUCUCCCUAUUAAGAAGAAUAAAGGUAAUUGAAUUUCAAUAAUUAUGUACAGCUUAGACACUCUUACAGUACAUCAUCUCACAUUUAUACGCCUUUUGGAUGUAUCACAGAGUGAAAUAGUUUCAUUCACUACUUGGUGUUUCGUAAACAAUUAUUUGUUCAUAAUGAUGUCGACUGUGUUUGAAACGUGACAUGUCGAAUUGACAAAUUAAUAUGGAGUUCAAUUUUAAUGCUGAUUUGACUAGCUGAUUAACAAAAAUUCCUGACGUCAUGUUUGAAAUGCUGAUGGAUCAUUGAUGUGUGAUUGUACAGUUAUCAGAAGAAAAGCAGAAGUAUAAGUUGAGGAGAAAACCAUGAAUUAGAUUAUCAAAAAUAUUCCCCGCUAUUAGAAUCAUUUGUAAACAUUUAUCAGGUUAUUCCUGACUACCAUACACAUGGAAUUCAUAAGAUG